AUGGGCUCAAAUGGACCAUCGAUUACUCCAUUGUUUGAUAGCUUCAAAAUGGAGAGAGUUAGGACAAUUUUGACUCAUAAAUACCCUUACCCACAUGAACAUUCGCGGCAUGCCAUGACAGCGGUCAUCGUGGGGUGUCUGUUCUUCAUUUCCUCUGAUAAUCUGCAUACAUUAAUACAGAAGUUAGACAGCAACAUCAAGUGGUGGUCAAUGUACGGGUGCCUUAUUGGCUUCUUGUACUUCUUCUCGUCUCCAUUUAUUGGAAAGACUAUCAAACCGAGCUACUCCAACUUUAGUCGAUGGUAUGUAUCUUUCGCAUCCCUUGGAUAAAUUAAUUAAUAUCACACUGGGCCGAAUGAAAACUGAUAUUUUCUGGGAAAUCUUAGCUGGAGUGCCACUUUUAUUAAGGGAUUAUGUUAUUUUUGUUUCAGGUACGUUGCUUGGAUCUUCAUUGCAGCUCUUUAUCACCUUCCAAGUUUUCAGUCGAUGGGUGUAGACAUGAGGAUGAACCUAUCGUUAUUCCUCACUAUAUACAUUUCAUCGGUUAUAUUUCUACUAGUUUUCCACAUUCUGUUUCUUGGUCUCUGGUAUAUUGGACUUGUAGCCCGUGUUGCAGGAAAACGACCUGAAAUUCUUACUAUUCUCCAAAAUUGUGCAGUAAGUGCUUGGGACAUGGCUGGCACACGUAAAAGUUGUUUUUUUAAUCUCAUUUUCAAUAUUUUUUUGAACAACCUCCUCUGACUUUUGCUCGCUUGUCGCUCAUCUGCAGGUGAUAAGUGUUGCAUGCUGUGUAUUUUACAGCCACUGUGGCAACCGUGCCCUUGUAAGAGAAAAGUCAUUUGAGAGGAGGAGCUCAGGUUGGUUUUCUUUUUCUGUAUUGAAGGAAGAUAUUAGCCCAUGGAUAUCAAAGAUCCUCCGCAUGCAUGAGUUCAAGGAUCAGAUUUGCUCAUCAUGGUUUGCUCCGGUGGGAUCUGCCAGUGAUUAUCCGCUCUUAUCGAAAUGGGUCAUUUAUGGGGAGGUAUGCCUGCAGUAGUGACGUUGAUCUCAUUUGAAUUUUUUUUGUCUUUCAGCAUUCGUGAUACUUUCUUGUCUGUUCAUUGUGUUUUCUUUUCCAAAACUGAUUUUUUUCUUCUUUCAGUUAGUUUGUAGCGGAUCCUGCUCUGGCCCAUCAGAUGAAAUAUCCCCACUUUAUUCACUUUGGGCAACAUUCAUAGGCCUUUACAUCGCCAAUUAUGUGGUGGAGAGGUCUUCAGGGUAUGCAUAUUUCACCUCUGAAUGCAUAGAUUAGGGUUUACUCAUCUUUAGAAGAAAGUCAUGUCCUGUCCACUCUAAACCAUUUUGGAGGUCGUUGAUUAGAUACUCCAUUCGGAUAUCAUGCCACUUGGUGAAUGUUCAAUUGUUUCAUCAGAAAUUGGGUUCAUAUUUACCUCUGUUUCCUGUUCUACUCGCGAAAUUGAACAGAUGGGCGCUUACACAUCCCUCCUCGAUAUCAGAAAAUGAGAAGCUGAAGAAACAAAUGAAGCCCGACUUUUUGGAUAUGGUUCCCUGGUACUCGGGGUGGGUGCCCAUUAGCACCAUUUUUAGUCCCUUUAUAUUGAUUAUAUGAUCACCUUCUCACAGAUCACGUAUGAAAACAUUUCAGGACAUCAGCCGAUCUAUUUAAGACGGUAUUUGAUCUCUUGGUGUCUGUCACCUUGUUUGUUGGUCGUUUUGAUAUGCGAAUGAUGCAGGUACAUUUCUCCAUACUUGGGGCAAUUUUCAGGUUUUAGAUGUUUAUUGUUCCACAUCUUUCCAAGCCUCUGUUGAUUUCAAUUGUGCCAAACGAAGCAGGCUUUUCAAUCUGGAUGCUUAUCAAUUCAGAUUUCACAGACCUGAACGCCUUCAAAUUUUUUUCUUCCUGAACCAGGCGGCAAUGAGCAAUCUUGAAAACGAAACGAACGAAGGUGACCUUUUAUAUGACCAAUUCAGUGAAAGAGAAGAUUUCUGGUUUGAUUUUAUAGCUGAUACUGGGGAUGGCGGGAAUUCGUCCUACACAGUAGCUAAGCUACUUGCACAGCCUCUUAUCAAGGCCAGGAACAAUGGUUCCACACAUUCUCUGCCACGCGGGCAGCUGCUGCUUAUCGGAGGGGAUCUUGCGUAAGUCAGCUCCAGCUAAUUAAUUUAGUUUCCAUCAGUUAGUCCUAAUUUUGCACUUAAUUAAGCUUUUGUACGCCUUUUUUUGAUUCUUUUCCGUCUUAAACUGCAUACUUAUUCAGAAAUUACUUGUGAAAAAUGGUGCUUCUCAUGAAAUUGGUGGAACUGUGCUCGCAGUCAUCCAGUUCCUAUUUCUUGUGUUGAUUGUAGACUGAUUUUGUUGAGAAAAGAGGGAGGUGCGUUAAUAAAUAACAUGAGGUCCAUGUGGUGGCGUUUUUUUACUUGUUCAUGGCACAGGUAUCCGAAUCCUUCUGCAUUCACAUACGAAAGGCGGCUCUUUUGUCCCUUUGAGAGCGCUCUGCAGCCUCCCUCCUGGUACAGGCCAGAGCAGAUAACAAUUGACAAGCCCGAGCUUCCUGAUGGGGUAGCGGAUCUGAAGAGUUAUGAUGGGCCCCAAUGCUUUAUCAUUCCUGGGAACCAUGGUUUGUGCACCAUUUUUUCAUAUGAUUUUGUGAUUGUUAUCAUGCAUGCUGCUAAGCUCUUAUCAGUUCCUAUGAUUCUUGGAUAAUUAAAAUAUUUCUUGAAAAUAUUUUGCAUUUGCAGAUUGGUUUGAUGGGCUCAAUACUUUCAUAAGAUAUGUAUGCCACAAAAGUUGGUUGGGUGGGUGGAUUCUGCCCCAGAAGAAGAGCUAUUUUGCCUUGCAACUCCCGGGAGGAUGGUGGAUAUUUGGGCUUGACCAGGCUCUCCAUGAAGACAUCGAUGUCUACCAGUUCAAGUUCUUCGCCGACUUGUCGAAAAACAGAGUAAAUCUCAUUUAUUUCUCCUCUUUAAACAUCGAUAUCUAAUUUUUCAUCAGCAUUGUAUUAUAUAAUAUAUAUGGUGUCUGUUCGACCAAAGGCUUUGUUGAGCUCGCCUUCAUAUCAGUUCUCAAGUCGAGCCCUGAUCACAUGUAAAUCGUGGCAAUUCAGUCUGUUUUGGAAACAUGAUUAGAUCUGAUUAUACCUUGUUUAAGUUAAUUUUCCCAAAAAAAUUACAUUUUUUCAUUUAAUCUGUUACAUUAUUCCUCCUGAAUGGACUGGAAUGCUGAAUCAACUCAACACAGGUUGGGGAGAACGACUCGGUGAUUAUCAUGACCCAUGAGCCGAGUUGGCUUCUUGACUGGUACUGGAAUGAAAACACGGGGAAGAAUGUCGCCCACUUGAUACGUGACUACCUCAAAGGAAGAUGCAAGCUUCGUAUGGCUGGGGACUUGCACCACUACAUGCGACACUCUGUGGCUCCUACAGAUGACUCCGCACAUGUGCAGCAUCUGCUGGUCAACGGCUGCGGUGGGGCGUUUCUUCAUCCCACCCAUGUUUUCAAAAAUUUUAGCAAAUUCUAUGGGACGACCUACGACUGCAAGGCCACAUAUCCAUCGUAUGAUGAUUCUAGUCGGGUAAUUCGUCCUCAUUCACUGCCCCAGAUCUUAUGAAGAAGUCCGUUGACUUUUGGAUACCAACCGUUGAAACGACUUGAUGUGUGCAUGAUAUCUGUUGCAGAUCGCAUUGGGUAACAUCCUGAAGUUUCGGAAGAAAAACUGGCAGUUUGAUAUCAUUGGGGGGAUAAUAUACUUCAUAUUAGUCUUCUCAAUGUUUCCUCAGGUGAUAUCACUUUCCAAGGCUUGCCAUAUUCCUGUUGAACUACGUUUCUUUGUGGCGUUUCUAAUCUACUCUCUUAAUGAAUGGUUGCUGGAUUUCCUAUAUUCCUGUCUGAAUGAUCUUUGAUGGCAUAUUUACAAAAAAAAAAACAAAAAAAACUGUAAAUCGUUUAUUUUUCAUGGGCACCACUCUGUGAUGAUUGGUCAACUUUGGACCAAUCUCAGGAUUAGAGGGACAAAAAAUUUCUGGGGUCAUGGGCCCACACCAUAGAUAUGAGAGUUUUAGUCAACCCACAUCACACUGGAGCUUCCUUCUGUAUGUACACCCUAUCAUUGGAUUAUGGCUGUUUUAAAUGAGGUUUCUUUAUGAGAAACUAACGUUUCCUCUGCUCAUUCUCCAGUGUAAGCUUGAUCACAUAUUAAAGGUCGAUUCUCUGUCUGGCCGCCUCAGCAGCUUCUUCAGUACCAUGUGGGCCGCAUUCAUGUACAUGCUGGAGCACUCCUAUGUGUCUUUGACCGGGUAUCUGGCGUUGACCAUAGUAUCAUUUACCUUUGUUCCUUCCAAGAUGGCGGUCAAGAGGCGGGCCAUCAUUGGGGUCCUUCACGUCUCGGCCCAUAUGGCUGCCGCGCUUGUCCUCAUGUUGUUGAUGGAACUGGGCAUCGAGAUGUGCAUACGUCACCGCCUGGUGGCAACUUCGGGUGAGAAGAGUUCACAGUUUUCCUGGUUGACUUUUUUUUUCUCGAUUUCUUUAGAUCAAGGCUGAUUAUAAAAUGACGAUUCAUAUCAUAGACGUAAAAUAUUAGUUAAUUUUCCAUUCUUGAUUGAAACCACCAGGCUAUCACACUCUCUAUGAAUGGUACCGGUCGAUGGAAAGUGAGCACUUCCCGGAUCCGACCGAACUCCGUGCCCGUAUCGAACGGUGGACAUUUGGGCUCUAUCCUGCCUGUAUAAAAUAUAUCAUGUCAUCCUUUGACAUCCCGGAGGUGCAAUCAUCAUCAUCAUUGUUGAAUUUUAUACAUUUUUUUUUCUCUAGUUAAUUAACCUCUUUAUGGAGCUUUUGGCUCUGCUCGGACCCUGCAGGUCAUGGCAGUGACGAGGAGCACCAUCUGUGAGAAAGGGUUCCUCUCUCUCUCUAGAGGCAGCGCCAUCAUAUAUUAUGCCUCUGUGUUCUUGUACUUCUGGGUCUUCUCGACUCCGGUGGUCUCGCUGAUCUUCGGGAGCUACCUGUACAUCUGCAUCAACUGGUUUGGCAUACACUUUGAUGAGGCCUUCUCUUCCCUCCGCAUUGCAAAUUACAAGGCAUUCACCCGUUUCCAUAUCACUCCAGAGGGUGAUCUGGAGGUCUACACGCUCGCCGUUGACAAGGUGAAGAUCCUGUUCAAAUGGGUUUGAAAAAAAAUUGAUCUUUCUCGUGAUUUUAUUCCUGGUUCACAUGGAAUAAAAUCCAUGUGAUGGCUUGGAGUUCUCUUGGAGAUGCAGUUUCUGCCUGAUGGCUGAAACCCAGAUUAGAAUUUUCACAAAGUCCACCAAAUCCGGUUCAGGGGUCUGAAUGUUUCCUAUUUGGUGCCUUCGUUGACUUUUUUGCUCUUAUUUUCAGGUUCCAAAGGAGUGGGAAUUGGACCACCAGUGGGAUGCGGAGCCGAAGGUCCCACUGCAGAUGAGCUAUCUGCGUGAGUUCCCGAGCCAGUGGAGGGCGGCUUCGUCCACCGAUCCUCUCAGCACCGUGAGGGUGGUUGACCAUUUUGUCAUCCGAAGAACUGCUCAAAGUCAACGAAUGGGCACCUCACAGGCCGGCAGCUAG
Molecule: messenger RNA, 5571 nt
Organism: Spirodela intermedia
Lineage: Eukaryota; Viridiplantae; Streptophyta; Magnoliopsida; Alismatales; Araceae
Source: the annotation of a GenBank genome assembly